This is a messenger RNA of Cylindrotheca closterium, 300 nucleotides long. Lineage: Eukaryota; Bacillariophyta; Bacillariophyceae; Bacillariales; Bacillariaceae. The record is from the annotation of a GenBank genome assembly.
AUGCCUUGUGGAAAAGACCAAGGAAGAGGCGGUCGACGUGGCCGUGAAGGAAGAUCUGCACAGCAGACCGGUCAAGGGUCUCACGGAAAGAAGACCAAACGACCAAAACAAUACCAUCCUCACAAUCCUAACUUUACUCAUGGGCAGGUGACGAUAUACUUGCUUGAGGCUAUUGCACUCAAGAGCUUGGACUACGCUCAAGAUAUGAUCAGGAGGGUGAGAAAUUUGGCCAACGUGGACUUUGAGGCUUUAAGAGGCACUCAGACAGUCUACAAGCCGGGAAAGACCACAAGAGUUUGA